Diospyros lotus (date-plum) is the source of this 3597-nucleotide messenger RNA. RefSeq names its product receptor-like protein kinase HERK 1. The record is from RefSeq and is a predicted model, not a curated record. Gene Ontology annotation, molecular function: ATP binding; transmembrane receptor protein tyrosine kinase activity. Gene Ontology annotation, biological process: protein autophosphorylation. Bases 534 to 3026 code for a protein of 830 amino acids. Gene Ontology annotation, cellular component: plasma membrane; plasmodesma. The transcript has a single exon. Lineage: Eukaryota; Viridiplantae; Streptophyta; Magnoliopsida; Ericales; Ebenaceae.
CUCUCUCUCUCUCUCUGUAUGGAGCAUUAAAGAAGGUCCUUUAUAUCCUUCAGUUAUGGGGCUCUGUUUUCUACUGUAUUUCCGCAGCGAACGAUGAAAAAUUCAUUCCCUACGGCCUCCGCCCAGAUAAACCCAGACCGUCUAACGAUUUCAUUUUGCCUGCAUAUUUUUGUUUUUGUCUCUUCCUUUUCCUUUCGUUCCGGCCACGUACCCAUUUCCCAUUUGUGGAAAAAAAAAUAUGGUCCUGUCAACAUCUGACUUGCGUUCUACAGUUCAAGCCGGUCCCCUUCGCAAGAUUUAUAGGUUGGUUUGUUUCCCUCUGGGCUCUUACUUUUCUCACUCUCUCUCUCUCUCUUGGAGCUCGCUUAAGCAAAGGUGCCUUCUCUUCUCUUCCUUAUUGAUGGCUCUUUAAUGGGUACUUGAUAGUUUGGUUUAAGUCUUGUUGUUUCUGUGCAAAGUUCUAUAUUUGCAGCUCCGUCUGAGCCGGAAGAAGCCGCCUUCCCUUGGCUCUGUGAUUUCUUGAUAUUGAGAUUAUGGGUUGUGGAAUUUCUGGGUUGGUGGUUUGGAUUUCAGUUAUAUUAUAUUUGCUCAGCUUGUCUAGUGAAUUUAAUCCUGUAGACGAAUACUUAAUAGCCUGUGGAUCACUCACCAACACAACUGUUGGUGAUCGAGUUUUCAUGGCCGAUUCCCUGGCUGCGAAACUCCUUUCAUCCCCAAAAGAUGUAUUGGUUAAUACGCCUUCAAAUUCCAUGUCCUCUCUUGAUUCAAAGCUUUAUCAGACGGCAAGGGUUUUCACUGGAGUCUCCGAGUACACUUUGCCCAUCUCUCACAGUGGACGCCACUGGAUUCGCCUUUAUUUCUUCCCCUUUGAUCAGGGGAACCACAAUUUGAGCUCAGCCAGCUUCUCUGUUUCCGCCCAAAGUUACACCCUACUUAGCAAUUUCACUCCAAAAGGUGCAUCUGUCAAAGAAUUCUCAGUAAAUGUAACAUCCAGCACCCUUGUGAUCACCUUUACUCCCUCUGAGAAUGGUUCCUUGGCCUUCCUGAAUGCCUUGGAAGUGGUUUCAGUUCCUGAUACACUCGUAACUGAUGAUGCCACUUUGGUUAGCCCUUUGGUUGGGUUUCAGGGCCUGUUCAAACAAGCCCUGGAGACGGUUUUUAGGGUGAAUAUGGGUGGACCAACUGUCUCGUUUGAGAAUGAUACGCUGUGGCGAACUUGGGUUCCCGAUCAAGUUUACUUGGUGCAUACGAAUCUUGCAAAAAGCGAAUCGAACAUUAGGGCUGUUACGUAUCCUAAAGGCGGCGCAACGCCUGAUACUGCUCCUCCGACUGUCUAUGGUACUUGCACCAGAAUGAACUCGGAGAAUGAUCCUAAUAGCAAUUUCAAUGUGACGUGGGAGUUCACUGUGGAUCCGGGGUUUCAAUACUUUGUCCGGAUGCAUUUUUGUGACAUAGUGAGUGAAUCUGCUUAUCAGCUCUACUUCAAUGUUUAUAUUGAUUCGUGGAAUGUUGCUCAAGAUUUGGAUCUGAGUUCUUUAACCUUUGGUUUUCUGGCCACUCCUUAUUACAUGGAUUUUGUCACAAAGUUGAAGGAUAACAGCAAGCUUCGCAUCAGUAUUGGACCAUCUCGUGUUAAAAAUGCUUACCCAAAUGCCCUUCUAAAUGGACUAGAGAUUAUGAAGAUGAACAACUCUGCAGGCAGCCUGAGUGGGGCGGUGGCUUUGGUGCCUUCCUCAGGAAGCACAAAGAAAAAUGUGGGGAUGAUAGCAGGCCUGAGCAUUGGUGCUUUUGCUGUUCUAGUGUUGGCAGUCGUCCUAUUCUUUAUGCGAAAAAGAAGAAAACUGGCAAGUCCCAGCCACUCAAAGACAUGGAUUCCUUUGUCUGUCGAUGGAGGAACUUCCUUCAACCUGGGAAGUAAACACUCUAAUGGCACGAUCCUCAGUGCUGAUUCUAACUUUGGAUAUCGCUUUCCUUUUAUUGCAGUCCAAGAAGCUACUAAUAACUUUGAUGAGAAUUGGGUCAUUGGAAUUGGUGGUUUUGGAAAGGUUUACAAGGGUGUUCUAAAUGAUGGUACAAAGGUAGCUGUUAAGAGGGGCAAUCCAAAGUCUCAACAAGGCCUUGCAGAAUUCAAAACUGAGAUCGAGAUGCUGUCUCAGUUCCGCCAUCGCCACUUGGUUUCCUUGAUUGCCUACUGUGAUGAAAAGAAUGAGAUGAUUUUGAUUUACGAAUAUAUGGAGAAUGGAACCCUCAAGAGCCACCUCUAUGGCACAAACCAACCCAGCUUAAGUUGGAAGCAGAGGCUUGAGAUAUGCAUUGGAGCAGCAAGAGGACUUCAUUAUCUGCACACCGGCUACUCGAAAGCAAUUAUUCAUCGCGAUGUGAAGUCAGCAAACAUAUUACUUGAUGAGAAUCUCAUGGCCAAAGUUGCUGAUUUCGGGCUUUCAAAGACGGGACCUGAAAUUGAUCAGACCCAUGUGAGCACCGCGGUGAAAGGUAGUUUUGGGUACCUUGAUCCUGAAUAUUUCAGAAGGCAACAGCUGACAGAGAAAUCUGAUGUGUAUUCAUUUGGAGUGGUCUUGCUAGAAGUUCUUUGUGCUAGACCUGUAAUUGAUCCAUCUCUUCCAAGAGAAAUGGUAAACUUAGCCGAAUGGGCAAUGAAGUGGCAAAAGAGGGGGCAGUUAGAGCAGAUCAUGGAUACCAAUCUUGUGGGGAGAAUAAAACCAGAUUCCCUUAGGAAGUUUGGAGAGACAGCAGAGAAAUGCUUGGCUGAAUUCGGCGUUGAUAGGCCCUCCAUGGGAGAUGUCUUGUGGAAUCUCGAGUAUGCACUUCAGCUUCAAGAAGUAGUUCUUCAAAAUGACCCUGAGGAGAAUAGUACUAAUGUAAUAGGCGAGCUCUCUCCACAGAUCAUCAAUUUUAGCCGCGCCGAUACUAUUGUGUUAGCUUCAGAGUUUGAAGAGUCCAGCGAUCUUUCAGAUGUUUCGAUGAGUAGGGUGUUCUCACAGCUGGUAAAAUCCGAGGGUCGAUGAGAAAAUACAGGAACCCUAGAUGGUUUGCAGCAACUUUGGUUCAUUCAGCCACCAUAUCAAAAAGGUCUCCCUUACAGUUUCUGGGACAUGGAAUGAACUGAAGAAGGGAGCAUCCUGAUCAGUAAUAUCUUUUACAGAAUAAUAGUAAGCAGGUUUGGUUAGAGUGAGUUGUGUUGUUAUGGGCCGAGUAAAUGUACGUGUCUAGUUAGUGUGCUACUUAUUCAAGUGUCCUAUUUGGAUCCAUACCUAUUGAACUUUUCACAAUUUAGGGGUCUUGAAAUUCAUUAUUCAACCCAAUAUCUUUAUCUUCAAAUUCAAAAUUUGCCAUAAAAUCCAUGCAUCAUACAUCUUUUUUAACUCAAAGCAGAGUCUCCCACCACCACCAAGGCUCUUCUGUGUUGGGCUUUUCUUUUGACUCCGAGUAUUCUAAAUAUCACUAGCCUUUCAAUUCACAUUUUGUUAGCCUCUAUUCUACCGUUCAAUCUCUGUCUCUGCCUAUGUUGAGUUGUUUGGCUUAAAUGGUCCUUUUUGGGGAUGUAAAUGGGCUCAAAUUAUUCCAUUUAUGCACUUA